Molecule: messenger RNA, 1370 nt
Organism: Salvia miltiorrhiza (redroot sage)
Lineage: Eukaryota; Viridiplantae; Streptophyta; Magnoliopsida; Lamiales; Lamiaceae
Product: dihydroflavonol 4-reductase-like
Exons: 6
Coding region: 56-1198 (380 amino acids)
Biological process (GO): anthocyanin-containing compound biosynthetic process
Molecular function (GO): dihydroflavanol 4-reductase activity
Source: RefSeq, a predicted model, not a curated record
GUUCACCAUUUUUGGAUAUAUCCCAAGAUUCACUGCAUCAAAUCACUUUGUAAAAAUGCCGCUAGAAACCACCCCUCCAUCCACCACCGUAUGUGUCACCGGAGCAUCCGGCUUCAUCGGGUCAUGGCUCGUCAUGAGACUCCUGGAACGUGGUUACAUUGUUCGUGCAACUGUUCGUGAUCCCGAGAACUUGAAGAAGGUAAAACCCCUAAUAGAGUUACCAAAAGCAGAUACAAACUUGACACUGUGGAAAGCAGACAUGAACAUUGAUGGAAGCUACGACGAAGCAGUCCAAGGUUGUGAAGGGGUGUUUCACAUGGCCACUCCCAUGGAUUUCGAAUCCGAUGAUCCCGAGAAUGAAGUGAUCAAGCCUACAAUUGAUGGGAUGUUGAGCAUAAUGAGAUCAUGCGCCAAAGCCAAAACUGUCAAGAAAAUAAUAUUCACAAACUCAGCUGGGACACUGAAUGUUGAACAACACCAAAAGCCUGCCUAUGAUGAAACAAAUUGGAGUGAUCUGGAAUUCAUAUACUCCAAGAAAAUGACUGGAUGGAUGUACUUUGUGUCUAAAAUCUUGGCAGAGAAAGCAGCCAUGGAAGCAGCUAAAGAGAAUAACAUAAACUUCAUCAGCAUCAUACCACCAGUGGUGGUUGGACCCUUCUUCAUGUCUGCAUUCCCACCUAGCUUAAUCACAGCCCUCUCCCCCAUUACUGGGAAUGAAGCUCACUACUCCAUCAUAAAGCAAGGACAGUUUGUCCAUGUAGAUGAUCUAUGUGAGGCCCAUAUAUUCUUGUUCGAGCACCCUACAGCAGAGGGGAGAUACAUUUGCUCCUCACAUGAUGCAACUAUCUAUGACAUAGCAAAUAUGAUCAGAAAAAAUUGGCCCGAAUACAAUAUCCCCAUUGAGUUUGAAGGCAUUGACAAGGACAUACCUGUGGUGAGUUUCUCCUCCAAGAAACUGGAAGGAAUGGGGUUCUCAUUCAAGUACACAUUAGAGGAAAUGUUUAGAGGAGCCAUUGACAGCUGCAGAGAGAAAGGAUUGCUGCCGUUUUCUACUCAAAUCCACACCAAUGGAGAAAACAAAGAAUCCACUUUGAAUUCCCAGGAAAAACAUACUGGCAUUGACAAUCAAGAAAAAGAGUUGCAUUCUAUAACCAAGGAAAAACACAUGACAGCAGGCGAGAAUGGCAAAUGUGAUUGAAUCUAGAAUGUGCACAACAUCGUGAAGAUGUGUUGGUCUACUGUUUUCAAAUAAGUCGGCGGUUAUUAUGUUGAAUAUCACUCCCUCUCCCCCAUCACCAUCCUACAAGAAUUAAACAAAAACUAUCUUGCAGUGUAAUGAUGCUAUCUUUUAAGCCAUUUCAGUUUUUCAA